AUGUCAGAAGAGAUGGUGUUGCAUAUCCUAUCAAGAUUGCCUUCAAAAUCUCUAAUGCGAUUCAAGUGUGUACGUAAAUCGUGGUAUACUGUCAUCAACAAUCCCAUGUUUGUGGAAAGUCACCUCUCCAAUUCCAUGCACAACAAAUUCUCCACUUGCAUCCUUUUCAAACGUUUUGUCCAGAGCGACACUAACACUGGUGAGAAAGAGCUUGGAUUCUCCUUCCUUUAUCUUUGCAAUGAUUAUAAUGAUAAUGAGCAUAACGUCAACUCUGUUGUUGAGGACAUCAAAUUUACACUUUCUACCGGACAAUAUAUUGGGCUCGAGGUUAUUGAAUCUCUAAGUAUUAUAGCCCAUUGUCAUGGGAUAGUUUGUUUAUGUGAUGGUAGUGACAACAUAGUUUUAUGCAAUCCAGCAAUCAAGGAACUCAAGCUUCUUCCACAAUCAUGCCUUCCACAGUUGAUACAGUGUGGUGUGGGGUUUGGAUAUGAUCCUAAAUCUAAAGAUUACAAAGUUCAUAGAAUUUCAUGUGAUGGUGAGGAAAUUUAUGGUGACCGUCUUGUUUUUUUUCCUCCUAGAGUUGAAAUAUACACCCUAAAUACAGAUUCUUGGCGACAGAUCAAGAAUAACUAUUUAGAAACAGAAGAUACUUUCUUUUGGCCUGAUUAUUUCCAGAUGUACUGGAAAGGAAUUUGUUAUUGGGUGGGAUAUGAACAACCAAAAGAAUUCGAGUCUUACUUUGAUAGACUUGAGGAUGAGCAAAAGAAGACAAUGAUCUUUUUGUUUGACACUGGCGAUGAGGUAUUUCGUAAUAUAUUACUUCCAGAUAGUUUAUAUGAGCCACCAGAAUAUCGUUAUGUCAUGCGCAUUCUAGUGUGGAAUGAAUCCGUUGCUCUGUUUGGCUUAGAUAGUUUUGGUACAUUUGAUGAACGCUAUGGAUUAUGGGUGUUGGAUGACUUCGAUGGAGCUAAGAGUUCUUGGACUAGAAAUUUAACUUUUGAUCCCAUGGCCGGCAUUAAAAGUAUUUUGGAAUUUUGGAAAAGUGACGAGAUUGUUAUGGUUACCAGAAAUGGAGAUAUAGUAUCUUACAACCCUGGUACCAAUAAGCUUAAAAAUCUUCCAAUGCAUUUUGAGAAUCCAUCUCUUGUCGAAACUAUUGUAUUUGUUGAUACUUUAGUCCCGGUCAUGGGAGGCAACAAGCUUGUGGAUGUAGAUAAAUAAUUGCUA
Messenger RNA from Prunus mume (Japanese apricot), 1227 nucleotides. NCBI's taxonomy places the organism in Eukaryota, Viridiplantae, Streptophyta, Magnoliopsida, Rosales, Rosaceae. The record is from RefSeq and is a predicted model, not a curated record.